UCCGAUCCCAGAUACCGAAAAGGAACGACAGAGCCGUGACCGCGAGGGGGGAAGGCUAGCCAUAUUUCUAUAUACCGAGAAAGCACACUUCCUUCUUUUCCUUUUCUUCCUUCAAGAUUUCUUGAGGUCUCGCAUUUACACAUCUCACAUCACAAUGGCAGCGACAAGACGUUCAUGCAUGCGGCUUUCGGCGUUAUUGCCUUCGUCGUCAAACGCUUUGCUUAGAACACAAUUGCCGCGUGUAUCAGCGCGUGUGGCAUUGAGCAGACGCACAGCGGGAGUUGCUGGAUUGACGUUUACCCGUGGCUUCAUCAACGAUGUCAAGACUGGCGGCAGCGAUGCAAGCAGUGGUGUCGAGGAUAUCGGAUUGAAUGAGAGUUUGGCGCCCACGAUUGAUCGCUCGAGAUCAAAGGUUUACGCUUCUGCUGAUGAGGCUGUUGCUGAUAUCAAGAGUGGUUCUACUAUUUUGAGUGCUGGGUUUGGUCUUUGCGGUACUGCUGAUACUAUCAUCAAGGCUAUGGCGAAGAGGGGAGUUGAGAGUUUGCACUCGCUAAAGGCUGUUUCCAACAACGCCGGUGCUGGUCCCUAUGGUCUUGCCGAGCUCGUUCAAAAUGGCCAACUUACCUCCGUCAUUCUGUCUUUCCUCGGAACAAACAAGGCUAUUGAGAAGAAGUACCUUUCUGGAGAAUUGGACGUCGAACUCACACCUCAAGGCACAAUUGCCGAGCGUAUCAGAGCUGGUGGUGCCGGUAUCCCUGCCUUCUACACCCCCACUGGUGUCCACACAUGGAUCGAAACUGGAGAAAUCCCCAUCAGAAUGGGUCCUCCUAAGGAAGGUUCCAAGAUGCCCACCACCCUGCAACCUGGCAACCGACGUGAGACCCGUGAAUUCAAGGGCAAGAAGUUCAACUUGGAACAUGCUAUCCAAGGUGAUGUUGCCAUCUUGCGCGCCUACAAGGUCGACGAGGCAGGCAACUGCGUCUUCCGCUACACUACUGGAAACUUUGGUCCUAUGAUGGCAAAAGCAGCCGCCUGCAGUAUCGUAGAGGCCGAACACAUCGUCCCUAUCGGCGAGAUCAAGCCCGACGAGGUUGACCUCCCUGGCAUCUAUAUCGACCGCAUCGUCCCCGCAACAGAGGAGAAGAAACUCGAAGUCAAGAAAUUGCGUGAAGUCGAAGGCGGCGACCAAUCCAACAAAUCCGAAGGCGAGAAACGUCGCGAGAGAAUCGCCCGUCGUGCAGCCAAAGAGCUCAAGCAAGGCUACUACGUCAACUUGGGUGUCGGCAUGCCCACACUCGCCCCUUCCUUCUUGGACCCCAAGAUCAAGGUCUGGAUCCACUCGGAAAACGGACUCAUGGGUAUGGGCCCCUACCCCACCGAAGAAGAAGUCGACGUGGACAUCAUCAACGCCGGCAAAGAAACCGUCACCAUCCUGCCCGGUGGCUCCACCUUUGAUUCUGCCGAGUCGUUCGCUAUGAUCAGAGGUGGUCACAUCGAUGUCUCCAUGUUGGGAGCUCUGCAGGUCAGCGCUAACGGUGACUUGGCAAACUACAUGAUUCCUGGAAAAGUGCUCAAGGGAAUGGGCGGUGCCAUGGAUCUGGUCUCCAACCCUGACCAGACGAAGAUUGUGGUGCUCACCGAUCAUGUGGACAAGAACGGUGUCAGCAAGAUUCAGCAGGAGUGCAGUUUGCCGUUGACCGGUGCUCGUUGUGUGUCGACUAUUAUCACUGAGUUGUGUGUCUUCCAGGUUGACCGUAAGAAUGGAGGUCUUACUCUCACUGAAGUUGCACCUGGCGUUAGCGUCGAGCAAGUGCAAGAAAAGACCGCCGCCAAGUUCAAGGUGGCCGACGAUCUCCACGAGAUGGAGUAG
Messenger RNA from Aureobasidium pullulans EXF-150, 1870 nucleotides. Its product is annotated as succinyl-CoA:3-ketoacid-coenzyme A transferas-like protein. The transcript has 3 exons. Gene Ontology annotation, biological process: ketone body catabolic process. The coding region runs from base 155 to 1870 and encodes 571 amino acids. The record is from RefSeq and is a predicted model, not a curated record. Gene Ontology annotation, molecular function: succinyl-CoA:3-oxo-acid CoA-transferase activity. NCBI's taxonomy places the organism in Eukaryota, Fungi, Ascomycota, Dothideomycetes, Dothideales, Saccotheciaceae.